Messenger RNA from Salvia splendens (bonfire salvia), 642 nucleotides. RefSeq lists its product as uncharacterized. NCBI's taxonomy places the organism in Eukaryota, Viridiplantae, Streptophyta, Magnoliopsida, Lamiales, Lamiaceae. Bases 88 to 510 code for a protein of 140 amino acids. The record is from RefSeq and is a predicted model, not a curated record. The transcript has 2 exons.
UUCAUUACAAUAUUUUCCAAAUCUUUGUAAUGCUAGAUAUAGUAGUUUUCCCCAAAUUUCUCUGUGUCGCUAUUGGGUUUGACACUAAUGGCUUCCCAGCCACGAAGAGAUGAUGCUCAACUAGCUGCAGACGAAGAACAAGUGUUGAAAUUGGAACUGGAAUUAGAGGAAACGGCUCAAAAAUUACUCGACUACCGAACCACUCUCCCGGGAAAACUUAGCUCCACCAUUUCUUCGCUUCUUCAAUCUCAAAGGCCUGUGCUUCCAGUUCCGGACGCGGAUGCUGGCGUCAACCAAGGUCUGAUGAGAGAGAGCACGGGCCUUCCUGUUGUGGCAGAUUCAGACGAAGCUGAGAAACUACAACUACUCAAACAGAAAAUCUCAAGCAAUGCCACUGCAAUGCCUGUUGUAGUAUUGAGUAGGCUGAAGGAAUAUAUGGCCAGGAUUGAUGCCUUGGACUCUUCCAACGGGAUUAUCCAUCCUGCUUUUGAAAUGAAAAGAACCAGUUGAUUCAGUUAUGUGCUUGAUUCCCUUUGGUUUUGAUCUUUGUUUGACAGAGUGUUACUAAGGUGGGUAUGUUGAUGACGAACUUGUUUGUAACUAGUUGGAAUUUUAUUGAUUUGAAGAUCACUUUUUGCUUGA